Molecule: messenger RNA, 2586 nt
Organism: Blastomyces dermatitidis ER-3
Lineage: Eukaryota; Fungi; Ascomycota; Eurotiomycetes; Onygenales; Ajellomycetaceae
Product: DNA repair protein Rtt107
Exons: 4
Coding region: 1-2586 (861 amino acids)
Biological process (GO): double-strand break repair; DNA double-strand break attachment to nuclear envelope
Cellular component (GO): Cul8-RING ubiquitin ligase complex; nucleus
Source: RefSeq, a predicted model, not a curated record
AUGGCGGAUGGGCAACUACAAGACGAUCCGAAAUUGUUCUCUCAGUGCAGAAUUUGUAUUAUCUGCCCGAACUCAAACGAAGUUGAUGAUACCGCCCAGCUUUCAACUGCUAUCCAGAAUCAUGGAGGUGAAGUCACUCUCCACCGAUUACCAGCGUCGUUACCCCGGGUUCAUGAAUUUACUCAUGUCGUGUCCUCCACCAUCGACUUCCCUGGCCAUGAUGCGGCUUGCGACGCGUUGGUACCGGUGGUUAAACCCCAAUGGGUGAAUGCGUCAAUUUCGAAAAACAAGCUCGUCAACCCCAGACACUAUAAUCCUGAUCCGAGAUUAUUCCUAAACGACGUUGUUGUCGCAUGCGUGGAUAUUCCUGAGGGUGAUCAGGAUGCCAUUUUCGGAGGGGUAGUGGCGAUGGGAGGAUUAUGCAGCUCCAAAAUUACGCGCACUACAACUCAUCUGGUGGCCUUGACGCUGGACUCUGACAAAUGCGUCAGUCUUUUAAACAGAGGCCUAGACAUCAAAAUAGUUCUUCCCCAUUGGUUUGAUGAUUGUCUUAAACUAGGGAAGAGAAUCGACGAACGUCCUUAUUUGCUACCAGAUCCGGAGAUCCUUCGAUUGCGUCAUGACGCGCCUGUCCGAAUCACCGAAAAUAAAAGUAUCAUUGGCGCAUCAACACCAGAGCCAAAGGUUCUGUCUCCUGAAUCACUGCGUGAGGAGGUCCGGAGCGAUUUAAAUGUUUUUGAGGGAAAGACCGUGAUGUUGUCGGAAGACCUGGCGAUUGCUGCACGCCUUCAUAAGUCUCUUGUAGACCUGAUCGUAAAAAGCGGCGGCCAUGUGACAAGCAAUGUCCGGGAUACCGACCUAUACAUUUGCCGCUACCGCGAAGGGGAAGAGUACAGGUCGGCAUCAAGACUGGGCAAGGACGUCGGGAACUUAUCUUGGCUCUUCCAUCUUAUCACCCAUAAUUCAUGGAUCUCUCCAUUACGGCGGCUGCUCCACUAUCCACUCGCUAGACAUGGAAUCCCGGGCUUUAAAGGAUUCAAGAUCAGCUUGUCAAAUUACGCGGGGGAAGCACGUAUAUACCUGGAAAAUUUAAUCGUCGCUGCCGGCGCUGAGUGCACGAAAACGUUAAAACAGGACAAUACCCAUCUUAUCACGGCGCAUGGUACAAGUGAAAAAUGCACCGCAGCCAAGGAGUGGAAUAUCCAUAUUAUCAAUCACCUCUGGCUCGAAGAGAGCUAUGCUAGGUGGCAGCUCCAAACCAUUACCGACCCCCGCUACACCCAUUUCCCGCACCGGACCAACCUGGGAGAAAUCGUUGGCCAAACUAAAAUCGAUCGGUUUGCCAUUGAAGAACAUUUUUGGGGACACCAAGAUGCUGCGGUUCCCGAGUGGAAAUCUCCCUCUGCAGUCAUGCGCCCGAAAAAUAACAAUUUUCCAAGCAAUCACAAUACACAUAUUUCAGAACCUACCAAGGGAAAACCAGCCCAUCUACCAGCUCCGGCGGAAGGAACGCCUAAAGUACCCAAACCCAACAAGUCUUUAGCUAAAUCUAAGGAUUCGCAUCUUCAAACCCCACAGAUUUCCAGAUUUAUCGCGGAGGGCAAGGAGAACGCUACCCCUUCAACGACGGGAAGUAGAAAAUCCAAAGACGUAGCCGCUGCACGAUUACAAGAAAUUGCCCCCGACAUCGCGCUAUACGAAAAAGAAAGGAAACGUGUGGGCGGAGUUAUUUACGGUGGUCGAAGGAGAAGUGACCCAAACGAGAGAGCUUCUUCUCGCAAGAGGUCGAUGGAUCCAGAAGACGAAACAGAUAUUGAAGAUACAAAUGGUGCCAAAAAGUCGAAGCAGGCGCAAGUCCCUAUUGUUAUGCAUCUUUUGCUCACUGGCUUUCAAAAAUGGGUUGGGGAUUUGAAAUUGGAGGAGUCAGACAGGCGCCUCCUACGCAAGUUAGGUAUCCAGGUCGUCCAAGAUGCCAACAAAUGCACACAUCUAGCGGCCCCAUCCGUCUUACGUACGCAUAAAUUCGUCAACGCCAUUGCCUAUGCACCUAUAAUCCUCCACACGGAUUUUGUGAAUGCGUGCCUUGAGCAGAACCAACUACUGAACCCGAACGACUUCCUUUUACGUGACCCUGAGUCUGAGGGCAAAUACAACCUCUCACUGGACAAAGCUAGGCUCAAUGCGCUUGAAAACAAAAACCAACUGCUCGAUGGCAGGAUACUAUACUGCGUUGAAACCAUUACUGGCGGCUUUGAAGCAUUUAAAUCCAUCGUCGAAACCAAUGGGGGCCAAUGUCUCCUGUUCCGUGGUCGAUCUGGCAUCACACUGCCAAAUCGACGUCGCAGUAGUGAUGAAAAUAGGGGGAAUGAUGGGGCUCCAAGUUUUGAUGAAAUAUAUCUCAUCAGCGGCACUGAAAAGAGCCAUGUGCGGUUAUGGCCGAAGUUCAGGAAUAUGGUGUUGAAUGCGAAGAAAAUUCCCAAGAUCGUUCAGCCGGAUUGGCUAUUGAAUAUUGCCAUGGCGCAGGAAUGGCGGUGGAAUGAUUCUCUAGAACUGAAAGAAGAAGAUAUUCAGAUGGCUGACGCGUAG